This is a messenger RNA of Trichomonas vaginalis G3, 948 nucleotides long. Its product is annotated as 1-alkylglycerophosphocholine O-acetyltransferase protein. The transcript has a single exon. Bases 1 to 948 code for a protein of 315 amino acids. Lineage: Eukaryota; Parabasalia; Trichomonadida; Trichomonadidae. The record is from RefSeq and is a predicted model, not a curated record.
AUGAAGUUAUAUACCAAUGUUCCAAUAGAUGAUUCAAAGCUUCAUGAUCAGAAGCUCCAAUCAGAAAUAACAGAUGAAGAGUUCCAAGCCUUGUUUGCUGUCCACGAACUCACACGCAACCAAAAGAUAAUUAGGUUUGUCUUUUGGUUAGUGACCCUAGGACUUAUCAGAUUUAUUUUAACAUGUCUCUUCCUUCUUGUAUUCGAUAUUAUGAUGCAAAUAGUUGUUAAAUAUAAAGAUACAUUUAAGACACCAAAAGAAUUUAAGAAAUGGGCUCAUAAUAUUUCAAAACCAGUCAUCAGAACUGUACUAUUUUUAUCAGGCAUUGUUCAUAUUAAGAAAGUUGGCGAGAUUGAUCCAGAAGCUCGCGCAAUAAUUUCAAAUCAUAUCACAAUGAUAGAUAUUGUCAACAUCUUAUACUGGGUACCAUUUACAAUUGUUGCUCAUACUGGACUUCGUGGUAACCCAUUCAUCGAACACUGCGCCGCUGUAUUUGAUACAGUAUUUGUCGAUAGAUCAAAGACACAAGGCGCUACACAACAGAUUUCGGAUUAUGCAGAAGAUCCUACAAGAUUACCCGUUGUUGUGUUCCCAGAAGGUAAGGUUACAAAUGGCGACGCUUUACUUGCUUUCAGAACAGGAAUUUUCGUUUCUGGAGUACCAAUUCAACCAAUUACUAUCAGAUAUCGUUCAUGGCUACCGUUUUUCGACGGCCAACAGACACCUUCUUGGCUUGAAGACAAUGUUUUCAUGUACUUCUACCAAUUGUACGCAAUUCCUUUCAUGACAUUCGAAAUUCACUUCCUUCCAACUAUCCAUUCAAAGAGAGAUGAAACCAAACCAGCUGAUCGCGCAAUUCAAGCACAAUUAGCUAUGGCUAACGAUCUCGGUUGCUUGGCUAUUGACCGCACAAACAAAGAGAUCUUCCAGAAACCAAAAACAGAAUAA